Messenger RNA from Penicillium diatomitis, 1962 nucleotides. Its product is annotated as putative GTPase NOG1. Gene Ontology annotation, cellular component: nucleolus. NCBI's taxonomy places the organism in Eukaryota, Fungi, Ascomycota, Eurotiomycetes, Eurotiales, Aspergillaceae. Gene Ontology annotation, molecular function: RNA binding; GTPase activity; GTP binding. Bases 1 to 1962 code for a protein of 653 amino acids. The record is from RefSeq and is a predicted model, not a curated record. Gene Ontology annotation, biological process: ribosomal large subunit biogenesis. The transcript is spliced from 5 exons.
AUGAAGACGACGUGGAAGGAUAUUGCGCCUGUGCCUACCAGCCAGGAAUUCCUGGACAUUGUCCUGAGUCGCACUCAGAGACAGCUGCCCACCCAGAUUCGCGCUGGAUUCAAGAUCAGCCGUAUUCGAGGUUUCUACACUCGUAAGGUCAAGUACACCCAAGAGACUUUCUGCGAGAAAUUCCAGGCCAUUCUUGAUGGAUUCCCUCGUCUGCAGGACAUCCAUCCUUUCCACAAGGAUCUGAUGAACACACUCUACGAUGCCGACCACUUCCGCAUUGCUCUUGGUCAGGUCUCAACCGCCAAGCACUUGAUCGAGAGUGUUUCCCGCGAUUAUGUCCGCUUGAUUAAAUAUGCGCAAUCUUUGUUCCAGUGCAAGCAGCUGAAGCGCGCUGCGCUCGGUCGCAUGGCCACCAUCUGCCGCCGUCUGAAAGAUCCCCUGGUCUACCUGGAGCAGGUCCGCCAGCAUUUAGGUCGUCUCCCCUCGAUUGACCCCAACACCCGUACCCUCCUUAUCUGCGGUUACCCCAAUGUCGGCAAGUCCAGCUUCCUGCGCAGCAUCACUCGCGCCGAUGUCGAUGUCCAGCCCUAUGCUUUCACCACCAAGUCAUUGUUCGUUGGCCACUUCGACUACAAAUAUCUGCGCUUCCAGGCCAUCGAUACCCCUGGUAUUCUUGACCACCCACUUGAGGAGAUGAACACCAUUGAGAUGCAAUCUAUCACAGCCGUUGCCCAUUUGCGCUCAGCCAUUCUCUACUUCAUGGAUUUGUCCGAGCAGUGCGGUUACUCCGUCACAGACCAGAUCAAGCUCUUCCACAGCAUUAAGCCUCUGUUUGCCAACAAGAUUGUCUACAUCGUUGUCAACAAGAUCGAUGUUCGCCGCCCAGAAGACUUGGAUCCGGAGCAACAAGUCGAGUUGCAGGAGAUUCUGAAGUCCGGAGAUGUGGAGAUGCUUCAGGUUUCUUGCACUACCACCGAGGGUGUCACUGCAGUCAAAAAUGCCGCGUGUGACAAGCUCCUCGCCGAGCGUGUGUCUCAGAAGCUGAAGUCUGGUUCCAACAGUGCCGGUACCCCCGGUGGUCGUCUUGGCGAUGUUUUGGCCCGUAUCCAUGUGGCCCAACCUAUGGGUGGUGUUACGCGCGAAACCUUCAUCCCCGAGGCCGUCAAGAACCUCCAGAAGUACGACAAAAGCGACCCCAACCGCCGGAAGCUCGAGCGCGACCUGGAGGAGGAGAACGGUGGUGCUGGUGUCUACAGCUUCGAUAUGCAGCGUGACUACACUCUUGCCAACUCUGAGUGGAACCACGACAAGAUUCCCGAGGUGUGGAACGGAAAGAACAUUUACGACUUUGUGGACCCCGACAUCGAGAAGAAGCUGGCUGCUCUCGAAGAGGAGGAGGAGAAGCUGGAGGCCGACGGCUACUACGAGUCGGACGAGAGCGUGGAGGAUGCCGAGGAUGCCGACACCCGCAUGAAGGCGGACCUGAUCCGCGAGAAGCGUACUCUGAUGCGCAACGAUGCCAAGAUGCGCAAGUCGCUGAAAAACCGUGCCCAAAUUCCUCGUUCUGCCAAGGCCAAGAAGCUCUCCGAGAUGGAGCGUGGCCUCGACUCUGCUGGCUACGAUGUCGACGCCGCUGGCUCCCGUGCUCGCUCCCAGAGCCAAGCCCGUGGUCGUACUCUCACCCGUAGCGAGCCUGAAGAUGAUGCUAUGGAUCUGGAUGACCCCCACAAGGCUCUUGCCCGUGCCAAGAGCCGUGCCCGUAGCCAAGCCGCUACUGAUCGUCGUAAUGACGGUGUCGUUGAUGAGACGGCUCGCUCCAAGGCCGACCGUCUGUUCAAGCUGGGCCAGAAGAAGAUGAACCGUAUGGCCCGACAGGGUGAGGCUGAUCGUCACACCACUGUCUCGCUGGCCAAGCAUUUGGUCGCCGGUAAGCGUGGUAUUGGCAAGAACCAGCGUCGUUAA